This is a messenger RNA of Micropterus salmoides (largemouth bass), 4717 nucleotides long. RefSeq names its product cysteine-serine-rich nuclear protein 2 (gene csrnp2). Gene Ontology annotation, cellular component: nucleus. Gene Ontology annotation, biological process: regulation of transcription by RNA polymerase II. The transcript has 5 exons. Gene Ontology annotation, molecular function: DNA-binding transcription factor activity, RNA polymerase II-specific; sequence-specific DNA binding. Bases 756 to 2471 code for a protein of 571 amino acids. The record is from RefSeq and is a predicted model, not a curated record. Lineage: Eukaryota; Metazoa; Chordata; Actinopteri; Centrarchiformes; Centrarchidae.
CAGGGAAGAACUUCUUCCUCCAUUGUUACAUUGUAACAAACGGGGCCGGGGCGAAACGGGGAGAAAAGGCGACUUCUCGUUAGUUCGUUUGCAACAUUUUGACACCAAUCGGGGGGGGGAAAGGCCAAUCCGCAUUAAUACGAGAAGACAGCGAAGUAAGCACCGCCGACCGAACCCGCCCCGGUGAGAAAAAGGAUAAACCAACACAGAUGUCAGCGGAUUUCUCCAUCGCAGUCAUUUCAAGGCUUACAUCAGGAAGAUAAGGCACUCGGUUACAUUUAUUCAUGUUGCACCGAAAAUGUUGGGGAAUAAAUCGCAGUUAAUCAUAUGACGCCCCUCUUUCUGCAGUCUGUCUUUUAAAAUAGAUAGGCAUGCAACAUUUAAACCAAACCCGCAGGUCUAAUAGACAGCUCCUGCUUUCUCUGUGAUCCUUCAGUGUGCAGAACAAUGAGCAUGGAACCUAAAUAGCCUCAUAUAGUCAGAUAUAAGUGUUGCAAAUUGACAGUCACGCCAGCUUUCAGCCAGAUCACUUGGGGUUACCAUUGCUCCGCGGUUGCAGUCUGGAUACUCGGUUCAGGAAUACCGGUUCUGGCACAAAAAGAGCAUCUCAUAGGGCGUUAAAAGAUUGAUGUGCAGCUCACAUUAGAAAAGGGAAAAGACCUACGAGUUGGUUGGAAUAAGGGUCUCUGUUUCUGCUCCAGUCUCUUGUCUGUGGCUCGACAUGCUGCUCUGUGAUCCUCAGACACCGAGUUUCCAUGGAGGCAGGUUCGUCCCUCAGUCUCAAACGAAGAUAUGAAGAGGUGGACAACAGCUCUCCAUUCUCUACACCCAAGGACUCUGACGAUGACAUCUCCAGCAGUGACAGCGCUGACAGCUGUGACAGCCUUAACCCCCCAUCAAGCACUGCAUUUACCCGUAAGGAACAACAGGAGACACACGUUAAAGCCACCUCCAUCCUCCGACAGCACAAGCCGUCACCAGGGGGGAAACGGGUGCGUUUUGAUGUGGUGACAGUGUAUUACUUCCCCCGGCGGCAGGGAUUCACCAGCGUGCCCAGCCAAGGGGGCAGCUCCCUGGGCAUGGCACGUCACCACUCCUCCAUCAGACACUACACACUGGGCGAGUUUGCCCGAGAACAGGAAACGAGUCACCGACACACUUUACGCCAGCAUCUACGCCAAGAGAAGCUCAAUGCCCGCAAGAUGAAGCUGACAAGGAACGGCACAGUGGAGUGCGCCCAGGCAGACCUGCUUACUCUGGAGGAUGUAUCGGAUGAGGACCUCGAUGUGGACGGGGUGGAGGUGGAUGAUUGUUUCUUCCUUCAGCCGCUGCCCACAAAGCGUCGUCGAGCCCUCCUGCGAGCCUCGGGCAUCGCCCGCAUAGAUGCCAGGGAGAAAGCUGAACUCAGAGCUAUCCGCCUCUCGCGUGAGGAAUGCGGCUGCGACUGCCGCUUAUAUUGUGACCCUCGCCACUGCGGCUGCAGCCAGGCUGGUAUUAAGUGCCAGGUGGAUCGAAUGUCAUUCCCAUGUGGCUGCUCUAGGGAUGGUUGCGGCAAUGGAGCAGGCCGCAUCGAGUUCAACCCUCUACGUGUCAGAACUCACUACCUGCACACCAUCAUGAAGCUGGACCUGGAGAAGAGGAGGAUGCUUAUACAAGGGUCUGGGGACCAGUAUGCUGAAUCUGACCAGUUGUCCUCCCCCUCCUCCACUUGCCCCACUUCUCCGGACCUAUCCUCAGCCACUGGCCUGGAUUCUGAGCUGGAGGAGAGUGAGGUGCAGACAGUGGUGGAAGUUCAAGAUCUCCUGGCAGAGCAGGACAUUCUGGAGCGUGAGAAUGAGACAGCUGUGUUGCACCUGCAGAGUGCAGAGGAGCAGGAGAGGAGGGAGAGGGAGGAGGCAGAAGGGGAAGCAGUGCAGCAGGAGCUGGGCACAGGAGGUCUGACAGAGCAACCUCUCUGCCUCAUGCCCAGUGCCUUGGGAGGGGAGCUGCCCGAACAGGCUGAGGUGUCAGGUGUGGAGCAGGUCCUACUGCAGGGGCCGUUCCCCACGGGGGCCACGGUGCUGUGCAUCACUGAUAACCAAGAGGAGAGCCCCUCUGACCUCCUCAAAGACUCCACUUCUCUGCUCUACUAUCAGCUCAGUCCCAUAGAGCCUGAAUCCUUUGAGAACCUGCCUAGAGCAGAAGAGGCUGAACAGGAGGAGCGGUUGGUGAGAGAACAAGAUUCAAGAGGAGGCGAGUGUGUGGAGACAAAACAAGAAGGAGGAGAGGAGAGGAAGGAUGAUAAGCCUGAAGAGAUCACCGGCAGGCAGAAUUUGGGCAAGUGUUUGACCGAUGUAAUUCUGUGCUCAGAGGAACGUGUGGAAGUAGUGAAGGAGAGGCCCUUGAGUCUCCAGCAGAGUCUCCCUGAAGAGCACUGCCAACGGGCGUCCCGCUUGGAGGGAGAAGGAGAUCCACCGCCUCCUGAAGUCUAGUUUUAGCUUCUCUGCAGAUAUUUUGCACAAUAGCUUCAUCUAAGAUGAAAAAAUUACACAUUUCACAUUUAUCACUGCUAUAAUCAAGAAUGAUUACAGGUUGCAAUCUCUUGAAGUUGAAUUAUGUGGAGAAUAAGCUUGACUAUUACAAUACAUGAGUGGGGGGAGGGUGGGGGGUGCUGAAAGCACAUACUGAUCACUCCCCAGAAGUAAUAUGGAUGCAGUUACAAGGCAACAUUGUAUGUAAUUCUGUUGGGGGUGAUGAAUGCGGCCUUAAUGGGAAAACGUAAAAACACUUGCGAGUAGAAGUCAUUUGUCGAUGAGAGAGUACAGCAAGUAGUGCUUUGUUAAUUUCCAACGCAGCAAACAGAAAACACAAAGUGUGAAUGCUGACAAAAGCCUUUUGUUUGGUGAUGUAUUAAGUUAUCAAAACUAAACACAAAUUGUUUUGCAGUGCGCAAGAAGCUGGUGUGUUAAGAUACUUACUGGCUCACUUUCCAUUACAGCAAACAUGUGCUGUAGUCAAGCCAAAUGACGGCCUCUGAUAGUAUCUUCCGCUGAAAAUAGACCUAAUAAUCCUGGAAAUACUUGUUUUUGUGUACUGUAUAUGCAUUUGCAAAGUGCAAGACAUAGAUGGGGUUGCUGCUUUUUUGAUCUGUAUGCACAUUGUGAACUGAGGGCAGCGAGUGUUGGGGCUCUGCUGUUAUGAAGGUAAACCAACACUGAGCAGCAGACUAGCACUGGCCUUAGUUGUUGCUCUUGCUCACUAGGGCUGCUUGUGCAAAUGCAAUCAAUUUGUCAACAAAAACCUAGUUUACCUGUAGUUACAAUGCCUAUGAUAUUACUUAUUAUUUCUUUGAGUAAUGUGUUUUUUGUGAAUUAGAUGCUGUUGGUUUGAAGUCCUCACAGUGGGGGGGGGGGGGGGGGGGGGGGGGGAGGAAAGGAAAUGUUAUUUCCUUCAUACUGCUACACUGUAACACCAUGUAGUCAGUCAUGUCAUGUUGUGAUGAAAUGCCAGAAUAGAUCUUCUCACUCAUACCAUCUUAUAAUGAGUUAUACUGUAAGGAAGAGAUGAUUCUGUAUCAAGUCAAAUUUCAUAUGAAGAAAAGAGCAUUUAAAGAGUCAAAGAAAAUAACAGCCUGUGCUGUUGAAAGUAAAAUGAUGUGAUGUUACUAAUUUAUGAAACACAUUGACAACAACCUGAAUUUGUAGAUGUUAUGUUCAAUCUGUACAGUAUGUGUGUAUGUAUGUAUGAUACUUCACAUAUGUGUGUCUAUGCGAGAGAGAAAGUCAUGCACGCAUCUGUGUGUGCAUGUACAUGUGUAUGUACUGUACUAUGAAACGGGAGGGGGGUAUAUUAGUGAGGGUCAUAUUUUAUUCCUGAAAGGUGCUGAUGUUACAGAUUUAACAUUCACUGAUUUCUCCCAACCAUCAUGAGAAAUGUGAUUUCAAGGAGAUGUUUCUCGAUGACUGAUGUAAGACUUAAAAAUUGUUGGAGAGCCUCUCAUAGGACGCAAUAGCUACUGCACUGCAAAUCAUUGACGUGGCGAUUCUGGAAUGAGGUGUUUUGUCAUUGAGUAUGUAAAUGCAAUUGUAUAACAUUUCUGGUCUUUAAAUGUCUUUUUUAAGCUAUGUCUCAUUAAUACUGAUCUGCGUAAGUGUGCCGACUCUUCUUACACAAAAUCAGUCCUUUGUUUUGUUGCCUAAAAUCACAGCUGUUGCUUUUGGUAACACAGGAUGUGCUGCUGUGUAUGAGAUGUCUGAUCUAUUUCUUUGCCUUUUGUUUGAAAUUGUCUUUAUAUAAAUCUGUUUAAGAGUUGCACCAAAGCAGUGGUUCCAAACCUAAUUAAAUGACGCUUUCAUCCAUCAGAUUUUAACAGCAGUCUCCUGUAGUUAUUGUGAGGCUGUGAAUUUAUUGUGGCCCUUUGUGUUCGCGUGACUUGCCUGACAUAGCACCAUCUUUGAAGUGAUGAUGAUUACAAGCUGCCUAUUGUUGAGCUUUUGUCUUUGGCUUUCUACUAAUAGACAUAGAUUUGGGACCACUGCAUCAAAUCAACUUCACUACACUAUGUGAUUGUGUGUUUCUCUGUAUGAAAGGGGCGCGUGAUUGUUGAAAAGACAGAUAUGUUUAGACUUCAUCUAAAAGCUGUGAGAACCACUCUCAUGCUAACUGUUGCCUAAAAUGGACAAAAAGGUUUUUAUACAAAAAUAAAAACAAUAAAACACUCAUUUUAAAAUGGAUAACA